This is a messenger RNA of Mesocricetus auratus (golden hamster), 811 nucleotides long. RefSeq names its product KIAA1143 ortholog. The transcript has 3 exons. Lineage: Eukaryota; Metazoa; Chordata; Mammalia; Rodentia; Cricetidae. The record is from RefSeq and is a predicted model, not a curated record. The coding region runs from base 76 to 543 and encodes 155 amino acids.
UCGGCGCGGGCCGCGGCGCGCGUCUUCCCUCCCGAGGCUGGUUUAGCGCUUGUUUCGGUCGCCCGCCCGCCCGCCAUGAGCAAGAGGAACCAGGUGUCGUACGUGCGGCCCGCCGAGCCCGCCUUCUUGUCCCGCUUCAAGGAGCGAGUCGGCUACAGGGAGGGGCCCACCGUAGAGACCAAGAAAAUCCAGCCCCAACUCCCGGAUGAUGACGGUGACCACAGUGACAAGGAAGAUGAGCAGCCUCAGGUAGUAGUUUUAAAAAAGGGAGACCUAACAGCUGAAGAAGUCAUGAAAAUCAAAGCAGAAAUAAAGGCUGCCAAAGCAGAUGAAGAACCACCCCCAGCUGAUGGGAGAAUCAUGUAUAGAAAACCAGUCAAGCGUCCCUCAGAUGAAAAGUGUUCAGGUUUAACAGCAAGCUCCAAAAAAAAGAAGACAAAUGAAGAUGAUGCAAAUAAGCAGAAUUCAGUUAGAAAGAACUCACAAAAACAAAUAAGAAAUAGUAGUCUCCUUUCUUUUGACAAUGAAGAUGAAAAUGAGUAAGUAUAAACAUUGUGGACUUGGUUUCCUUUGAUAGCAAUGAGGUAUUUUUUAAAACAGUGAUUUUCCUAUAUCCUAAAGUGACAUUUUCCCCCGAGUAGUACAGGUUUAUUACAGAAAGCUUCAAAAAUAUAGGAACAAAUUCAUGAGAGAGAUAAAACCCAUCCAAUAAUGCCCCUUUGACUGGAAAGGCUCGACAUUCACUACUGUUAACAUUACCUCCCACCUGUGGGUCUGUAUAUAUGUAAAUUAUAUUUUUAAACAAAACUGA